AUGCUGCACUUGGAGACAAUUGACUUGGCCCGGAUUGUGGCUGGUGACUCCCAUGAGAGACAGAAGCUCAAGGAAGCUGCCACACGUCCUGGAGGGUUGCUCUUGGACUUCAAGAAUACCGAUGCAACUAUCCUCGACACUGUGUCGCGAUUGUAUGAUUUGUCGGAUCGUUAUUUCCAACGUCCUAGUGAAGUAAAAUUGAAGGACGUUCGCGAGGAUAUACCACCCUCCAGUGAUCGAGGCUACAAGAGCAGUGAUUGCGAUGAGACAUUCGAGUUCGCCGAUGACGAGCUCUUGCGGGGUGAUUUGAGCCUUCCACCCAUUCUGGACGAAGAGAGGGACCUCGUCCGCCAAUUCAACGAGCUCUGCCACGCGGCAACCAUAUCUCUACUCUCCUCACUCUCCGAUUCUCUCAGCCUCGAGGGCGACAAACGCUUCGAGACGCACCACCGGACAACCGACAGCAGCGAAACCGGCCUCAAACUCAUCUGCGAGCCGUCGCUUGCCAAAGCCGCAGACGUCGUCGAGAACAAGCACACCGACAGCGGGACAUUUACCCUAUUGUUCUACGAGCGGGUGGGAUUGCAUGUGUACCUCCCCGAGGAAGACAGAUGGGACUUUGCACCUGUUCCGCCCCCGGCUGCGCUCUCGUCACCGUGGCCGAUUCUCUGCAGCGAUUGUCGCAGGGACAAUUCCACUCACCCCUGCACCGGGUGA
Penicillium subrubescens is the source of this 717-nucleotide messenger RNA. Its product is annotated as putative oxidoreductase, 2OG-Fe(II) oxygenase family. The transcript is spliced from 3 exons. NCBI's taxonomy places the organism in Eukaryota, Fungi, Ascomycota, Eurotiomycetes, Eurotiales, Aspergillaceae. Bases 1 to 717 code for a protein of 238 amino acids. The record is from RefSeq and is a predicted model, not a curated record.